Messenger RNA from Phyllostomus hastatus (greater spear-nosed bat), 1091 nucleotides. RefSeq names its product ubiquitin conjugating enzyme E2 M (gene UBE2M). The coding region runs from base 153 to 704 and encodes 183 amino acids. The record is from RefSeq and is a predicted model, not a curated record. The transcript has 6 exons. NCBI's taxonomy places the organism in Eukaryota, Metazoa, Chordata, Mammalia, Chiroptera, Phyllostomidae.
GGCGCGGAGCGGCGCGGCAGGCCGGAGGGGCCGCGGCAGCAGAGGAGAAGGCCGCGUCGGCCGGUCCUAGUGGCGGAGGCGGCGCGGGCGGCGGCGGGGGGCCGGGUGGCCGGGGUCCCGGGCCCCGCAACGGCGGCGGCGGCGGCAGCAGGAUGAUCAAGCUGUUCUCGCUGAAGCAGCAGAAGAAGGAGGAGGAGUCGGCGGGCGGCACCAAGGGCAGCAGCAAGAAGGCGUCGGCGGCGCAGCUGCGGAUCCAGAAGGACAUAAACGAGCUGAACCUGCCCAAGACGUGUGACAUCAGCUUCUCAGACCCAGAUGACCUCCUCAACUUCAAGCUGGUUAUCUGUCCUGAUGAGGGCUUCUACAAGAGUGGGAAGUUUGUGUUCAGUUUUAAGGUGGGCCAGGGUUACCCGCAUGACCCCCCCAAGGUGAAGUGUGAGACGAUGGUCUAUCACCCCAACAUUGACCUCGAGGGCAACGUCUGCCUCAACAUUCUCAGAGAGGACUGGAAGCCAGUCCUUACGAUAAACUCCAUAAUUUAUGGCCUGCAGUAUCUCUUCUUGGAGCCCAACCCUGAAGAUCCACUGAACAAGGAGGCCGCUGAGGUCCUGCAGAACAACCGGCGGCUGUUUGAGCAGAAUGUGCAGCGCUCCAUGAGGGGUGGCUACAUCGGCUCCACUUACUUCGAGCGCUGCCUGAAAUAGGGUUGGCGCACACCCACCCCUGCCAGGGCCACCAGCCCCGGCGUCCCCUGCAAAUAUUUAUUAGGGGCCACAGGUGGUGGGCAUGGGGCAGCAGGUGGGGGAAUCCCAUGCCCCAGCCUUGCCUCCCCUUCCUGCCACCCGCUCCUAGUUAUUUUUUUUUUAACCACCAUGUGAUUAAGGUCGGCGCUGCCUCCCCACCCCCAACCCCAACCAGCUCAGCGAUGGGAAAUGAAUUGGCUUGUCUAGCCCCCCGCUGGGUGCCGUCCAGCCCCCGCCACUCUGGGUUCUGGGGUGGGUGGCCAAGGGGACUGGGUGGCUGGGGCCCUGCCACCCCAACCCUUCACCACUGGAGGUCGCACCAGGCUAUUAAAGGGGAAUGUUACUGCA